ACGCAGUGUUGUUCGAUGCCGAUGACAGACCUUAGUGUUGAAUAAUGGUAAGAGUCGUCAUCUUAAACCUAUAACAUUGCCUCUGUUUCAGCAGACGUGCUGCGUUUCGGUUUUUUAAUCAGGUCAAACUGUGUCUGGCUUGCUUGUGUGUUGCUAUUAUUAUGGUAAAAUCUACUUUUUUAGCACUUGGCAGUGGUCUAACGUCCGCAUUCGUCAGCUAGCUAGCAGCUCUUUCAGCAGUUGUCUGAGAGUUUUUGGCUUCAUCUCCCGAGAAUGGGUUUAUACUAUACAAGAAUGGAUUUUCACCUUUAAGCACAUCAUACUUCAUCAUGAUCAUAUGAUUUAUUGUACUGUUUAACAGCUGUUUAACCAACAUGGGAUGACUUGUCUUUGAUUCUCUGGAUGUCAGUAAUUUUUUUUCCCUGAAAUCUUCUGCACAGAGGCAAUAUUUUUUAACUAUACAUGACAUUAUCUAUAAUCUAUCUACAUUCGUUAAGUCAGAUAACCAUGGGCAUCUGUUCGACAGUCAGCAAAGUGUUGCGAAGAGGCAAAUAUUUUUUACUGCUCUUCGUCUCGCUGUCAGUGCUGGUAUGGAUAGCAACCUUUUCUGGGGACACUGUGAAAUCAAUUGUGGUUUCCUCUGCCACAACACAAACUCUUGUCAGAGAAGGUGAUCUGAGGAAUGAACUGAAUUUUGUGACGGCAGCACCUGAUGAUUUAAAUGCCCCAGCACAAAAAGAGGAAUGUCCACAGCAGUCUCCAUUGCUACAGGGAGAAGUGAAACUAUCCUUUGAGUCUUCUCUGAAACUGAGGGAUGUUGAGAGUGACAACAAAGUUGUGAUUAAAGGAGAGUAUGAGCCCUCAGACUGUGCAGCACAGCAAAGCGUAGCGAUCCUCAUCCCACAUCGCAACCGGGAGAGGCAUCUCCUAUACCUCCUGCAUCACCUUCACCCAUUUCUACAGAGGCAGCAACUACACUACGCCAUUUAUGUCAUACAGCAGGCUGGUGAUGUAACUUUUAACCGAGCCAAGUUACUAAAUGUUGGGUAUUUGGAGGCACUAAAGGAUUAUAACUGGGAGUGCUUCAUCUUCCAUGACGUGGACCUGGUUCCUGAAAAUGACCACAAUUUAUAUUUCUGUGACAAGCAGCCCAAGCACUUGGUAGUUGGCCGAAAUGCUACAGGAUACAAGCUGCGUUACAAAGGCUACUUUGGUGGAGUGACUGCCAUGACCAAAGAGCAGUUUUUGAAAGUGAAUGGAUUUUCCAACCAUUACUGGGGUUGGGGUGGGGAAGAUGAUGACCUUCGCAUCAGGGUUGAGCUGCAGAAAAUGGAGAUUGUGCGACCGCCUGCCGAUGUAGCCCGCUACACCAUGGUGUUUCACAAACGCGAUACUGGCAAUCAGAUAAACAAAGACAGAAUGAGGCUGUUGGGACGAACAGCACAAAUGUGGAAAAAGGAUGGACUCAGCAGCUGCUCGUAUAGGCUUUUGUUAGUUGAGAGGUUGCCUCUCUAUGUGAAUGUUACUGUGGACAUUGGUAAACCAGUGAGUUGAAAUCUUAAAUGAAAACCCUUAUGUGACCAAAUAAAUAAUAUAGUUAUAUUUUUAUUAAGUCAAGGCCACUGAGUGCAGAAAAGACAUGUUAAGAAAAAAAAUCUGCAUUGUUUUUCUAUUAAAAUUAAAUUUAGCUGGUAAGUAUGUUUGAAGUUGAGCAAAUACACAUUUGCGUGUCUUGGCUGCUUUUAUUUUCAGUCUGUGGGAAAAAGUUUGUUUUGUUAGACUGUGAUUAAUUGAAAUCUUCCUCACAGCUAUAUUUAUUACCGCUGUGAGAACGUGACUAUUAACGUAGUUUAGUAUUUUUAGUAGUGCAUUCUCUCUUAUGUAUUUGUAUUUUUCCAUCAUUUGCCUUAUAUUUGGCCUAAAUAAGUCCAGUUACCCAGAUUUGUAUGAACAUCUGUUAAUGUCUAAAAAUCAAAUAGAAGUGAUUGAAAUGAAGUAACUUUCUAUACAUAAUGAUCAGUGUUGUGUCUGUGUGACAGCAGGUGAAACUUGUGUGCUGAAAAAUGACAAAACCCUGCCACUGGACACAUCAGUACUAAUACCAGGCGGGGUGAUUUAAUAAUCCUUCAUGUAAUUUUUUUAAAGCAGAUUUUAGCUUGUUGCAGAGGAGUUAAAAGCCCUGUUUCUAUGGUAACAAUGCAAGAGGGAGGGACAGUGAGAUAGAGAGAGGAAGAGGAUCUGAGGGAACGAGAUGGGAUAGUAGUGUGGACCAGAGAGGACAGGUACUGAUGGCCUUAAAAGUAAAAAAAAAAAAAAAAAAAAUUAAAGAAAAAAGGGGGGUUUGAAAAGGACUUGGGAGUUUAUGGGGAGCCAAUGAAGCUGUUGUAGGACAGGUUCAUGUGGUAAGAGGAUGGGGUUUUAGUGAUUAUGCUGGCAGCAGAAAUCUGGAGUAGUUGAAGUUUAUGAAGUGACUUUUGAGGUAGUCUGAAAAGAAGGGAAUUACAGAAGUCGAGGCAGGAGGUAACCAGGACGUGAUAAUGUCCGAAGGUUAAGAUGUGGUGGCAGUGUACACAUCUGCUACAGAUUAUCGUACACACCAUUUUAGUAUUUCUGUCAAAGAUAUGCAGUGCCUUUCUUUACUGAGCUUGAGAAGUUUAACCAUCUUUAGAUCUUAAUUUCCAGAAAAAGAGUUUUGUGAGCCAAAAUUGUUUAUGGGGAAUGCUUUUCUUUUGCUUAACUAUUAUAUGUGAGGAAAUGUGGGUUUGGGAAAAUCUAUAUACUUUAUUUCUGCAUGCUGUUCAGAAAUGCUUUCAAUACACAUAUCAAACUGGUUAAGAUGUUUAUUUUUAGGUACUAUAGCUGUUACUAUGUUUUAAAUAUAUUUGUUAACGUUACUAACUGACCUGACUAAAAUAGUUAGUUUACUUUUCACUCCAUGUUUGUUUGUUUUAUUGAACUAGUGUUCGAGAAUAGCAACAGGCAACUCCAAUCAACUGACUUGUGUGUGUGAGACAGAAGUGUUACAGCUGUUGAGAUAAACUACUUUGUAAAUCUGUAAUUGCUGAUUAUAAGGUGUUGGAGCCCUGAGUGUUUAUCACAUGGCUGCAUGUCUGCUCCAGAAUGAAUGUUUUUCUUUUUUUUUUCUUUUCUUUUAUUACUAAAAGAAAAUUGUUAAAAUUCCUGUCUAUAGGAUUUAGGGGGAUCUAUUACACUAUGACACCAGUCAAAGGUUUUUCUCUAUUUUAUAUGAUUAUGUGGAAUUGGUGAUAUUUGGAUUAAGAUAAUCAGAUUGAAUCUACAUACUACCCAGACCACCAUGUUGGUCUGUUUUUUUACAGAUAAAUGAAACACCUGUUUUAAAGGUGGUCUUUCAUGUUUUAACUAACAUACAGUUUUCUUCUAUGUGUGAAAAGAGAGACUGAAGGAUCCGCAGCUAGUUCAAACUUAAGCUUCACGUAUGUAACUAAAUCGUACACUGAUAAUGACUUUAUGCAUUUUCUUUCUAAUGGGAUUAUUUUCUUAAGGAUCCAUGUAAUAAAUACUAUGAUUUCUUA
Melanotaenia boesemani (Boeseman's rainbowfish) is the source of this 3554-nucleotide messenger RNA. It is a transcript of the gene b4galt4, whose product is annotated as UDP-Gal:betaGlcNAc beta 1,4- galactosyltransferase, polypeptide 4. The transcript has 7 exons. The record is from RefSeq and is a predicted model, not a curated record. Gene Ontology annotation, biological process: carbohydrate metabolic process. The coding region runs from base 463 to 1554 and encodes 363 amino acids. NCBI's taxonomy places the organism in Eukaryota, Metazoa, Chordata, Actinopteri, Atheriniformes, Melanotaeniidae. Gene Ontology annotation, molecular function: glycosyltransferase activity.